Saccostrea echinata is the source of this 564-nucleotide messenger RNA. RefSeq names its product small ribosomal subunit protein mS37-like. NCBI's taxonomy places the organism in Eukaryota, Metazoa, Mollusca, Bivalvia, Ostreida, Ostreidae. Gene Ontology annotation, biological process: mitochondrial translation. The transcript is spliced from 4 exons. Gene Ontology annotation, cellular component: mitochondrial ribosome; mitochondrion; nucleoplasm. The coding region runs from base 63 to 467 and encodes 134 amino acids. The record is from RefSeq and is a predicted model, not a curated record. Gene Ontology annotation, molecular function: RNA binding.
UAAGCAUAUCCGUGUUAGAGUCAAUGUGAACUUUCCAAACAAGAUUUAUUUCGGCAGACAUUAUGCCGUUUUUAACACAGGUUUUAGCAAAGAGACCUUCUCCUUUUUGGAAAAAAGGACAGCUUCCCCGAGCCCCAAAAGCUAGGAUUGCGGGAGUUCCCGCUUUAAGGAAUAAAAUCGCAAACAAAGACAUUACUGGCUUUGAUGGCCAUUGUAAUACAGAGUUACAGAAUAUGCUUGCCUGUCUGAAGAAAGCAGCUUACAAUGAAUCACCCUGUGAAGCAGAGAUACUCAGCUAUAAUUCAUGUAUGAAAAAGGCAAUAGCAUACGAGCGAGUGGUAAAAGCCAACAAGUUUGUGAUAAAACCGAUCAAAGGUUCAGAUGGGAGAGAAAAAUUUCCGCCCACCGUGAUCAACAAAGUCUUGUCCAGAUUUCCUAUGAAAUACAGAAAUAUCAAAAUUGAAUGACAGAGUGUUUCUAGUGGAUGUGCGGUCUGAAUGGAUUAAGUAUGCGUGUGACGAUGAUAAAUGUAUGUUUCCUAUCUGUAAUAAAUGAGGAAAUGUU